UUGACAUCCACGAAAAAGAACGGUUUGUUUUUAACAAUGGUUUUUACGAAGAAGAAACUGCAGCGCUGUCCUGAAAGCACAUUUAGAAACCACUACAGCCUGGGGGUGACUAGUUCCAUGUUGCCAGAACUGCAGCAGAAUACCAUUUGCAUCGGAGCCACAGCCAUUCCCCCAUGUCCAACCGCCACAGGCACAUCGGCAACAGGGGUGCGGAGAACAGAAUGGAAUCAGACAGAGGAAGGAGAAGAGAAGUUUCCUCCACCACUGAACCAUCAAACACAGAACAGACUCCAACCCCUGAGACCUCCAGUUCACAACCCCCUCAGCCAGACACAGACCAGACUCCAACGCCUGAGACCUCCAGUUCACAACCCCCUCAGCCAGACACAGACCAGACUCCAACGCCUGAGACCUCCAGUUCACAACCCCCUCAGCCAGACACAGACCAGACUCCAACCCCUGAGACCUCCAGUCCACAACCCCCUCAGCCAGACCCCAACCUCUGGCCUUGAGACCUUCAGUCCACAACCCCCUCAGCCAGACACAGACCCCACCCCGGGACCUCCUCUGACCAACCGAAGCCAUGAGUGUCUUUUAAACAACAUAAAAGCUUGCCAGUAUAAUGCAAAAAUGAGCUAUAUGAGGACUUUGCUGGCCCAUUGGAAAACAUCCGCUGAAGAACCAAAGCCUCCAAAAGGAAAGACAAUAAAGAAACUUGCUCAAACAUCCCAAAAAAGAACAAACAAUGAACCAUCUCAGAAGUGCAAAACACAACAGGCAAAUAAAUCACACUGUAGUUACAGCCCAAGAAGAGGAGGAUAAACAAAGCUGCCAAAAUACAGACACAAACAAAGAUUUUCCUCAAAUACCAGCCACAAACAAAGAAGUCUCUCAAAUGCCCCCAAUAAGGCAAGUGGACAUGGAGGUAACUGAAACAUGGGACUCAGCGGACAUUCUGACCUACCAGAUUCUAUGACAUCCUAUGGGUUCUCGUGCGCUUAUUUACACACACCAGUGCACAGUACACAAAGACUUUUCUUUUGUAAAGUUAUGUCGGUGAAGAAUGUUUCAUAAAACAAAGUUAGUUUUCAGAACCAAGAGUUGUAUAUAGAUACUGUAUGUCUACAUUUGUUUUCUAUUUAAAAAGUAUCUCAAACAGAGGUUGUCCUCUACUGGUUAAGACCAUGGUCAGUUUCGGUACGUUGGUAUCAGUUUUAAAUGUAGUCAAACGUAUUUUCUUAGUUUCACUCCCUGGUAAAUGCAACGACUUGGGACUGUUCAAAGUGCUUGCACUAAAGCUGAACAUGCAGAAAACCUGAACAUUUUGAUUAUCAGGAGUGAACUUUACAUUAUUACAUCCUGAGCAUUGCCCCUGUCGUUUAAUGAAGGGUCAAUAAUGUUAAUCCAGCUGGAAAAACUAACAUUUUGUAUAAAAACAUUGUAAAUA
Molecule: messenger RNA, 1447 nt
Organism: Oncorhynchus nerka (sockeye salmon)
Lineage: Eukaryota; Metazoa; Chordata; Actinopteri; Salmoniformes; Salmonidae
Exons: 4
Coding region: 37-822 (261 amino acids)
Source: RefSeq, a predicted model, not a curated record